Messenger RNA from Kwoniella shivajii, 1173 nucleotides. Its product is annotated as biotin synthase. Gene Ontology annotation, biological process: biotin biosynthetic process. Gene Ontology annotation, molecular function: biotin synthase activity; 2 iron, 2 sulfur cluster binding. Gene Ontology annotation, cellular component: mitochondrion. The record is from RefSeq and is a predicted model, not a curated record. The transcript is spliced from 8 exons. The coding region runs from base 1 to 1173 and encodes 390 amino acids. NCBI's taxonomy places the organism in Eukaryota, Fungi, Basidiomycota, Tremellomycetes, Tremellales, Cryptococcaceae.
AUGCCCGCUCUCGUCUCUAGAGCUAUCAGACCUACAGUCUUCGCUCCCUUGGUACGGAACGCAAGAGGUCACGCCGUGGCUGUUGAUCCACCUUAUCUUCCCCCAAACCCUCAAGGUUCCACAGCGUCAAGACCAAGAUAUGUUGAUGGUGACGUUAGACACGACUGGAGAAGGUCAGAGAUCCAAAAGAUCUUUGAUGCUCCGUUGAUGGAGACAAUCUAUCGAGCUGCCACUGUACAUAGAAUGAACCAAGAUGCUUCUAGGAUCCAGCUCUGUACUCUCAUGAACAUUAAAACUGGAGGAUGUACAGAAGACUGUAAAUAUUGUUCGCAAUCAUCGUCUUACAAAACACCUACCAAAGCGUCACGACUUAUCGAUAUCGAGCCAGUGCUGAAAGCUGCACGAGAAGCAAAAGAAAACGGUAGUACACGAUUCUGUAUGGGUGCAGCGUGGAGAGAUUUAGCAGGAAAGAAGAGUGGUUUUGAGAAAAUCUUGAAGAUGGUUACCGAAGUUCGAGGUAUGGGUAUGGAAGUUUGUACAACUCUCGGUAUGCUUUCACCUGAACAAGCAAAACGAUUGAAAGAAGCUGGAUUGAGUGCAUAUAACCAUAACCUUGACACUUCGAGGGAGUUCUACCCGGAAGUCAUCACUUCGCGAACGUAUGAUGAUCGAUUAGCUACUAUCCAAGCAGUACGAGAAGCUGGUAUCUCAGUCUGUUCAGGUGGUAUUCUUGGCUUAGGAGAACAAGACGAAGAUCGAGUAGGCUUGAUACACGAGGUAUCUAGAUUACCACAACACCCCGAAUCAUUCCCUGUCAAUACUUUAGUUCCUAUUGAAGGUACACCGCUAGAGAAGAACGAUCCCGUCAAGGUCCAUACUGUCCUUCGAACUAUUGCUACUGCCCGGAUCGUCAUGCCUAAAACCAUCAUUCGAUUAGCUGCUGGACGACACACCUUUUCUGAGACUGAGCAAGCCAUGGCUUUUAUGGCAGGAGCCAACGCUAUCUUCACUGGUGAACGAAUGCUUACUACUCCAUGUUCAGGAUGGGAAGAGGACAAGGCCAUGUUGGGCAGAUGGGGUUUGAGAGGUCAAAGAUCAUUUGAGGAUUCAGAGUCAGUCAACACACCAAUGAUGACGAAGGAACAACAAGCUUUACACGGUGUAAGCUACUAA